Molecule: messenger RNA, 605 nt
Organism: Camelus dromedarius (Arabian camel)
Lineage: Eukaryota; Metazoa; Chordata; Mammalia; Artiodactyla; Camelidae
Gene: MICOS13
Product: mitochondrial contact site and cristae organizing system subunit 13
Exons: 4
Coding region: 110-466 (118 amino acids)
Biological process (GO): cristae formation
Cellular component (GO): mitochondrial crista junction; MICOS complex
Source: RefSeq, a predicted model, not a curated record
CGGAGGCCUUUGCGACUGAUAAGAGACUACGUCUCCCAGAGGGCUUUGCGGCGCCUCGACCGGAAGCGACGGGCGAGCCGAGUGUCCUUGCGCGCGGAGCCGAGCAAUCAUGGUACCCCGAGUGUGGUCGCUGAUGAGGUUUCUCAUCAAGGGCAGUGUGGCUGGUGGUGCUAUCUACCUGGUGUACGACCAGGAGCUGCUGGGACCCAGUGACAAGAGCCAGGCCGCCCUUCAGAAGGCAGAGGAGGUGGUCCCCACCGCCAUGUACCAGUUCAGCCAGUACGUGUGUGAGCAGACAGGCCUGAAGAUACCCCAGCUCCCAGCCCCUCCAAAGUUUAACUUUCACAUCCGGGAGUCCUGGAAUUCAGGGAUCAUCACAAUGAUGUCGGCUCUGUCGGUGGCCCCCUCCAAGGCCUGGGAGUACUCCAAAGAAGGUUGGGAAUACCUGAAGGAGCGAACCAAGUAGCCUGUCAGAGGACGCCACCUGCCCCAGGCGGGGGACAGGGGCAGGGGCACCAAGGACCUAAAGACACCAGACUGGGACCCCACUCCGAGGGCAGCUCCGGCCUUGCCAGUCCAAUAAAGGACUUGGAAGUGUUUCCCAA